GGGCCCACCUCCAGCCCCCGCUCCGACUCAAACGACACUCUAGCGUCGCGACUCGCAAGCCCGCAGCAGAGAAGCGACCGAUGGUUGCUGCCCGCGCGGGCGAGGCGAUCGAACUAGCGGCGGUUCUAGCAACAACCCGAGAUCAAUCCGGCUUCCCAGCGCCCGAGCAUAAUGGGUGCUGGAAGGAAGACCGAGACUUUCAAUCCUGCGACACCAACACAAAACCAAACCAAUGCAUGGUAUGGGAACUAUUCUGCUGCUGCGCGUAAUCUCCAGGAAGAUCAGCUAGGAGGAGUGAUUUUUGGCUGCAAACACAACACGAUCAAUGAAUGCCUCUCUAAACAGCUGUUUGGUUUGCCGUCAGGCCAUAUAUCAUAUGUGAAGAAUGUUAAACCUGGCAUGCCUCUAUUUCUGUUCAAUUAUAGUGACCGAAAAAUGCAUGGAAUUUUCGAGGCUGCAUGUGCUGGCCAGCUUAACAUGGACCAAUUUGCUUGGAGUGAUGGUGGUAGAAUAAAGACACAAUUUCCUGCUCAGGUCCGCAUCUCUAUAAAGACUCGGUGCCUUCCAGUUCCAGAGUCUCAAUUCAAAAGUGUGAUCAGUAACAAUUAUCAUAAACCUCGGCACUUCUACUUUGAGCUAGACCAUGCACAAACAAGAGCUUUAAUAUCUUUGUUUAAGCCUGCCCCUGUUCAUGAUGGUCCAAGCAAAUGGAGUCCUUCCAGACCUCUGCGAUCUCCAACCAAAGCAUAUAUUGUUCAUGGUCAAGCAAAGGCUCAGUCCAAUACAAAGGAUCUCGAUCAGUUUGGUGUUUCUUCUGAUUCACAUUGUAUGGCUCCUUAUAAGUUGGUUGGUCCAGAUGGUGAAUAUGCUAGUACGAGUAGAACAUCAAAGAGCAACCUUUACGAGCAUGACAAUUUGGAUGAUGCUGUGACCAAGGAAAGAACGGAUUCUGUCAAUGGUGACCAUCAACAUGUCAAUCCAGUGCAUGAAGAACAGCAUGACACAGAGGCUGUUAGGCAGAAAUUACAAGAGCUCUUUGUUUUACGACAGGAGACCCUAUCCUCGAAGGAUGCUGUUUAUUCUGCUUCAGAUAAACCCAUACGUCAAGAAGCACAAUUCGAUGCCACUCUCCCUACAUACCAAUCUGAUUCCACCUCAAAGGGUUAUGCGCCUAUUGAGGACCAUACAUCAUUAGGGCAAUGCCACGGAAAUGUUGAGCUGCUUCUCAUCAUCGAUGAGUUAUCCAAGAGGACCGAAGCAAUGGAGAAAAAGCUGGUUGAAUCAGAUCAAGAAAUACUGUUUCUGAGGGAAUCAGUAAAGGACACAGGCAGAAGAGUUCAACAACUGGAAUACCAGAUUGAGAAACUACAAUCAAAGUAUAAUUCUUCAGUGCCACUCCUUGGUAGACCACAUGAUAAGGUGGAAGGGCCAUCAAUAUUCCUAAUAGGUGGCUACAGGGGCAGUACUUGCUUGUCAUCGCUCGAUUACUUUUGCCCUACAACAGACAGAUUAGUGCCCCUAUGUCCAAUGAGCUCACCUCGUGCAUAUGCAGCUGUUGCUGCAUUGAAGGAUCGUAUCUAUAUUUUUGGUGGUGGGGAUGGCAGUUCAUGGUAUCACACAGUGGAAUGCUAUAGCAGGGGGGGAAAUGAGUGGAUAACAUGCCCCCGCUUGAAACAUGAGAAAGGAAGCCUUGCUGGAGCUACGUUGAAUGAUAAAAUAUUUGCUAUUGGUGGGGGAGAUGGGUCUACAUUUUUUUCAGAAGUUGAGAUGUUUGAUCCAGCACUUGGGAGAUGGAUAGACAGCUUGUCUAUGCGGCAAAAUCGAUUUACUCCUGCCGCCGCCGAAUUAAAUGGCGCUCUCUAUGUAAUUGGUGGUUAUGAUGGCAACAUGUACUUACAAUCAGCAGAAAGGUAUGAUCCAAGGGAAGGUUUCUGGACACUGCUUCCAAGUAUGAGGGCAAGAAGAGGAUCCCACUCGGUAGCUGUCUUGGGCGAAUCCAUAUAUGCUAUGGGAGGGCACGAUGGAAACAGUCUGGCUUCCACUGUAGAAAUCUUUGACCCGCGUGCCAGUUCAUGGAGGAUAGGCAGCCCAUUCAGCGUCGCAAGAGGAUAUGGAUGCGCGGUUGCAAUGAACGAUAAUUUGUACCUCAUUGGUGGGGUCAACGAUGCUGGAGAAACUAUCGAAACUGUUGAAGUUUACAAUGAGAGGCAAGGCUGGAAGAUCACUGGUUGCGAGGCGAUAGGGAGGAGGGCCUUCGCCUGUGCCAUUGUCGUUUGACAGGGGUGCAGAUCUCUUAUCCAACCAAUUUUCUCCGGAAUUAUGGAUCUGUCCUUACAUUUCUUGCCGGUUCUGUACAGUGUGACACUUCGGUCAGAGUAUACUUUCUUCACAAAACAGUCACCGGGUCGAGAGAUUUUUUGCCGCCCCUGCUGACAUACUGACGCAGCCAUCCAUUUUUGUGCAUGUCCCAGAACCCAUUGGUUUGACAGUCACAGUUUAACACCACCAGUAGCUGAGGCCACCCGUUGCAACUUCUGCUAUAUGUUCAGGCAGUGUGUUGCUGUUUCUGUCAGUUUUGAGAAACUAAACAUGUGAUGACGAUGGUGCCGGAAAAAGUUGAUCUGUUCAGGGUUCAUUAGCGAAUUCGGAAGCUCUAAUGUGCACGCUGAGCUAUUUUGCAGCAUAUGAUUGAGUGACCUUGAACUUUGAGGCAUCUUUUCUUCCUUCUUAAUUGU
Messenger RNA from Phragmites australis (common reed), 2735 nucleotides. RefSeq lists its product as uncharacterized. Gene Ontology annotation, biological process: response to endoplasmic reticulum stress. The record is from RefSeq and is a predicted model, not a curated record. The coding region runs from base 172 to 2277 and encodes 701 amino acids. The transcript has 11 exons. NCBI's taxonomy places the organism in Eukaryota, Viridiplantae, Streptophyta, Magnoliopsida, Poales, Poaceae. Gene Ontology annotation, molecular function: protein binding.